AGCUACCAUCUGAGCUGUAUUCUUAGAUCUUUAUUUCUGAAAGGGAUCAGUUUUCCUCAGGUGCCAUGAAGGCACUAGUAGCUUUAAUACUGCUUGUUCAGCUUCCAAUUCACAAAGCUGUACCAGCAGCUCCCCCUGCUCCCUUGGGCUGUGAUGACCCAGAAUCUGAAGCAGCAGCUGAAGUUGCUGUGAAUUAUAUUAAUGGCCACAGUCAUCAUGGAUACAAGUUUGCCUUAAACCGAAUCGAGGAUAUCCGCGUGGUACCCCAGGGGCCAAAUAAUGACUUAAUAUUUCUUGAACUUGACUUACUGGAGACCAAGUGCCCUAUUCUGAGCCCUACACCUCUUGCAAAUUGCACAGUGAGGAGCUUUGCAGAACAUGCAGUUGAGGGUGACUGUGAUGUUAAAAUGCAGAAGGUGGAUGGGACAUUAUCUGUACUUGCUAGCAAAUGCCACUCACAUGCAGACUCCAGUGAAGACAUUCGCAAAGUCUGUCCUGACUGUCCACUGUUGGCAAGACUGAAUGACACAGAGGUGUUAGAAACAGUGUCAGCUGCACUCAAUGACUACAACAGCAAAACCACAGAUUCUUACCUCAGACUCCUCGAGAUUGGAAGAGCAAAAAUACAGUAUCACCCAGGGCACGUUGUUGUUACUGAGUUUGCCGUGGGUGCCACGAACUGCUCUGCAGAAGAAGCUAAAGCCAACGUGGGAGCCUGUCAGCUGCUGCCCGAGGAUCAGUCUAAUUUUGGUUUCUGUACAGCAGUGAUGGUAAAAAGUCCCUCACAAGACCUUCAGGUGGACUGCCAGUUGUACGGACAUCAGCCUGGAGUUACCUAUGCUCAUCCGGGUCAAGACACAUCAGCAGGACUGGCACCCAGUGCUGUAGGCGUCACAAACCAUAAUCUUGGGCUUUUCCACAAUAACCCUGUUGCAUCUGAAUCCAGCUCUUCAGAAAUUUUGCGUUCCAGGCUCUCAGCAAAAUCAGUAACAAAGAGAGCAGUUGCUGCUCAGCAUGACAAAGUACCUCGUCCAGUUGGCUUUGUGCCUCCUCCUCCUCCCUGCCCUGGGAAGAUUCGCCACUUCGAUAUCUAGGCUGUGUUUCAGACAUGCAAGGCAGCCAAACUGAGGGAUCAGUGCAACAGCAACACACAGAACACAACAUUGACUACAAAUCGGUGACAACACUUGACUCUG
This is a messenger RNA of Pyrgilauda ruficollis (rufous-necked snowfinch), 1196 nucleotides long. It is a transcript of the gene AHSG, whose product is annotated as alpha 2-HS glycoprotein. The record is from RefSeq and is a predicted model, not a curated record. Gene Ontology annotation, cellular component: blood microparticle; extracellular matrix; extracellular region. Gene Ontology annotation, biological process: negative regulation of endopeptidase activity. Lineage: Eukaryota; Metazoa; Chordata; Aves; Passeriformes; Passeridae. The transcript has 7 exons. The coding region runs from base 66 to 1094 and encodes 342 amino acids. Gene Ontology annotation, molecular function: cysteine-type endopeptidase inhibitor activity.